CUGGGCGCCUGGGAGGCUGGCGCCAUGCGUGACGCGGGGCAGCUCGGAGCCGCCAUCGAUCGAUGGCACCGCACUGCUCGGUCCAUGUUCACUUCGCUGACCGCCGCGCCCUCGCCGCGGUUUCGGCCGCGCUUCCGAUGGGGGCCUGCUGCUGGGCAGCCUGUUCGGCAGCCUACGGGCGCGUCGGUCGCGUGGCGGGGGCGCUCGGCGCGAGAAUUCGACGCCGCUGCGAUCGUCGCGCGGUUAGUGCCAGAGGCUGCCGAUAGUCUGGUGCUCGCGCGGCAUUGGUCGAAGAUUUGCGCGCUGCAACGGGUCGCCUCGACCCCGGGCGAGACGCGCGACACCGCGCAGGCCUGGGCUGCUGCAUUCCGUCGCGCGCAGCUCUCGCAGGGGCACCAUGCGCUGCGCUCGCUGGCCGCUUCGGCUGCUAGGCGUGCCAGCAAGAUCGAGGAGUCCGUGGCGCGCGCCCGCAUGGCGCGCAUCGACGCUCGCGGACGGGCCGCCGUGGCUCCGCUCUCCGAGCAGGCCGCCCUAGAUCGCGAAGCCGCAGGCUGGGCCGCCAAUCGGGUAGUUGAGGGGGCUUACCGUAAGCCAGCAUUCCCUCAGCACCUACUGCCAGCCCCGGAGCCCAUCGCCCUAUGGGGCCUGGACCUGGCCGUGGUGUCGUUCCCCAUAUGCACGCCCCUUGGAGCCGACAGCGUGGCUCCGAGGGCCAUCCUGAGGCUCCUGGAGGCGGCGUGCCUCAUGCUAAUCCAGAUCUUGCUCGCUGCUGAACGGCUGGGGCGCUGGUCGGACGCGUGCAACCUGUUUUUCAUCGUCCUGCUGCCAAAGCCGGACGGAGGCCUGCGCCCUAUCGGGCUCUUCCCCACCCUGGUCCGCGUCUGGAUGCGCGCCCGGGCCACGGUGGCGCUCGCCUGGGAGGCGGCGCGCACCCUUCCAGCAGUGUUCGGCAGUGCUGGUCGCGGAUCCCAGCGCGCCGCUGGGGCAGCGUCUUUCGCUGCCGAGGCCGCCGCGGUGUCUUUGCAGCAGCACGUUGCUUUCCUGGUUGAUCUGGUCAAGGCGAUUGAGCGGAUUCCGCGCUACCUCAUCGCGGCUGCUGCGGCGCGCUGGGACUUCAACCUUGCUGUUCUGCGCCUGUCACUCGCGGCGCACCGUCGGUCCAGCCUCGCCGCUAUGGAACUCCAACUGCUGCUCCACGAGUCCAUGCUCAUCGCUUCGAUACGUUGGCCAAUGCUUCGUCUGUACCUGUACGUGGAUGACCUCACCGUUACUGCCUCUGGCUCUUCGCCGGAUGCCGUGGACGCUGUCCCUCGCAGCACGGACUUCUGCGUGGACAUGUUCGAGACGUGCCUGAAGCUCACCGCGUCGCCGACCAAGUCCUUCGCAGCAGCUUCGACGCCGAGGCUUGCAGUCCGGCUGUCGCGCAGCAUGCGGCGCCAGAUAUUGGCCCCGAAGCGCAGCGUGAAGCUACUUGGCACGCCCUUCUCUGGAGGUUGGCGGAGGUCCGUCGGGGUGCUCAUGGCCCGCCUCAAAGCCUUCCAGCAGCGGAUACUACGGAUGCACGUUCUUCGCCGCCAGCGGAUUGAUGUGACCUGCUUUGUGGGGGCCAUGGCAUGCCCAAGCAUGGUCUACGGCGUCGACAUCGUCGGAGCGUCCAACACGCACUUGCACCGCGUGAGGGUUGCUGCCCUAAGUGCGGCCCUGCCACCGGGGGCCCAUUGCAACGUCGACGUGGGCUACGCGGUGCUGGACUCUGGAGGCUCUGUUUUGGACCCCGCGUACGCGGCGCACGCGACGCCGUUACGACAUUGGGGUCUGGCGUACUGGCAGGACUGGGCGCCCUCCUCGGAGCUCGAGCGCGUCUUCGGCCUCGCGCGGCGCCGCUUGCAGGGCGUGGUGGCUCAGGGCCGGUCGCCGUGGUCUGCUGUCACAGGUCCCGUGGCCGGCGUUAUCGCCACUGCCUGGUGCCUCGGUUGGUCCCGCGAGUCUCCCAGGUGUUUUUACGACGACAAUGGCGAGCCCGUG
Prorocentrum cordatum is the source of this 2025-nucleotide messenger RNA. The record is from the annotation of a GenBank genome assembly. NCBI's taxonomy places the organism in Eukaryota, Dinophyceae, Prorocentrales, Prorocentraceae.